GACUAGAUAUUGGCAAUUUUCACCAGCCACAACACGAUAAGCCAUAUGAUAUAGUUUAUAUUAUAUUCUCUCAAUUUUAUUUAUCAGACAAGAAAAAAAGAGAGAAAGACCACAAAAAUGAUGUAGAAAUUUUGCUGAAUAAGACAACUCACCAUACCUUCCGUUCCGUCCCAGCAAGCAGGUCAAGCACAAUCACACCCAACUCUGCCUUUUCUCUCUUCUCUCACAACCCCUUUUUCUCUACACAGACAAACUUAUUAUUCUCUCUCUUUCUUAACCAACCAAUACAUAAACACACAGAAACAUGCUACUGUGCAAAUCAUUGGGUUUCUCUGCACAGAACCACCCCGCCCCAAUUCAUUUCACUUCUUAAAUUCUCCUCUUUUUUCACUCUCCACACUCAAUUUGAAUUUGAGGUAAGUUUUUUUUCUAGGAAGUUCUAGUCUUUCUGGAUUUUUGCUGCGUUUUACCAUCGGGGGUUGCCGGGAAUUGCCGCACGAUCAUGCCGCCGGCGCUGUCCGAUCCGCUGUCGGUGACUCCGGCGAGCUCCGACGCUGUUUUGCAGCGAUCGGCGCCGGACAAUCGGCGAUUCGGUGAUCUUAGAGGGCUGCAGUGGCGGAUAAAUCUUGGGGUGUUGCCGUCUUCCUCUUCGACUUCAAUUGAUGAUCUUCGUCGAGUCACCGCUAAUUGUAGAAGAAGGUAUGCUAGCUUGAGAAGGCGCCUACUGGUUGAACCACAUGUUCCAAAGGAUGGAACUAAUUCACCCAAUCUUGUCAUUGACAAUCCACUUUCACAGAAUCCAGAUAGUACGUGGGGUCGUUUCUUCCGCAAUGCCGAGCUGGAGAGAAUGGUUGAUCAGGAUUUAUCACGUUUAUACCCAGAACAUGGCAGUUAUUUUCAGACUCCAGGAUGCCAAAGCAUGUUGAGACGAAUUUUAUUACUGUGGUGUCUUAGGCACCCAGAAUGUGGUUAUAGACAAGGAAUGCAUGAAUUACUUGCUCCUCUGCUUUAUGUUCUCCAAGUUGAUUUGGAGCAUCUUUUGGAAGUUCGGAAGCUUUACGAAGAUCACUUUACUGACAGAUUCGAUGGCCUUUUAUGUCAAGAGAAUGAUCUUUCUUACAGCUUUGAUUUUAAAAAAUCUCCAGAAUUGAUGGAGGAUGAAUUUGGUUCUCAUGGAAAUUCUGUGAAAGGCAAUAGUCUUGAGGAACUUGAUCCUGAGAUACAGACCAUUGUAUUACUAAGUGACGCUUAUGGAGCUGAAGGUGAACUGGGCAUUGUUUUAUCUGAGAAAUUCGUGGAGCAUGAUGCUUACUGUAUGUUUGAUGCUUUGAUGAGUGGGGCCCAUGGUUCAGUUGCAAUGGCUGAUUUCUUCUCUUCAUCCCCUGUAUCUGGGUCCCAUAGUGGCCUGCCUCCUGUUAUUGAGGCUUCUACUGCAUUGUAUUAUUUGUUGUCUCUUGUAGAUUCAUCUCUCCAUACCCAUCUUUUUGAACUUGGGGUUGAGCCCCAGUACUUUUCUCUUCGAUGGUUGCGAGUUUUAUUUGGACGAGAAUUUUCACUUGCCAACCUCUUGAUCAUAUGGGAUGAGAUCUUUGCAUCGGAGAAUAGCAGCAUGGGAAAAGGUGCUGAUGACUGUGAGUUCAGGAUCUUAAACUCACCUCGUGGAGCAUUUAUCUCAGCUAUGGCAGUAGCUAUGUUACUUCAUUUAAGAUCUUCACUACUUGCAACUGAAAACCCUACAAGGUGUCUUCAGAGAUUAUUAAACUUCCCUGAAGACAUUAAUAUUGAAAAACUACUAGAGAAGGCUAAAUCCUUGCAGGCUUUUGCACUGAGUGUGGAUAUUUCAUCCUCAUCACUUUUGUUUCUUGGGUCUCAUUACCAAAGUAAAUCUAUGUAUACUACAUCUGUGACCCUUCCAUCUGAAUCUGUGUCUCCGAAAACUCCUCUGAAUUUGUUACCUGAUAGCUAUUGGGAAGAAAAGUGGAGGGUUGCCCACAAGGCUGAAGAACUCAGGCAAGAUAGUCUAGAAAAACAGGUUCCCACUCGGAAAAAGGGAUGGACAGAAAAGGUAAAAUUCAGUUUGAGAAGAGCAAAAUCUGACCCUCCUUUGUCAAGGAUUCAGAGUGGCAGAAAUUUUAGGCGCAGUUUGUUGGAAGAUCUUCGCAAGGCACUUGGCUCAGAGGAAGAUGCUGAGAAAAUGCAGCCCGAUGAAACACUACGCCAGCAUGAUAAUCCUUCUGAAGCAGUUGAAGUAAAAGAAGAUAAUGGCUGUAGUGGUGACAACAAUUACUUGUCUGAUGAUAGAUCUCCAAGUGGAAAUUCUGGCAGUGAGGAAGACUUGUCUAUAUAUUCUGAGCCAACUAGUCCCCCUAAUGAGGCCAAUGAUCAUGAAAUUACCUCAGUGAAAAGUAGUGUUGCAUCUAAUUCACCCCUAGACGAAUGCAAUGAAACUUCAGGUACCAGUUCCUCAUUUCCAAUCUCCAAUCUUCCAGAGAACAUUUCUCAGACAUCACAGUGCAAUACAGAAAAUUCUGAAUGCAACGAAACUUUGCAUACCAGUCCCAAUGAUCCACCCCUUCCAAUCUCCGAUCCUCCUGAGAACAUUUCUCAGACAUCACGGUGCAAUACAGAAAAUUCUGAAUGCAAUGAAACAUCAGAUACCCGUCCCAGUGAUCUGCCCCUUCCAAUCUCCGAUCCUCCGAAGAACAUACCUCCAACAUCAGGGUGCAAGAACGAUGAAGCAGGAAAUACAGCCACUCUUCCUAAAGACAAAAAACAGAAUAAGUUGCAGUGGUUUUGGCCGUUUGGACGGAAUAAUGCUGAGGCAAUCUCUGAGAAAGCAGGAGGUGCUGCAGAAGCUGCCAACCGCGAUAGCACUCAAAACAAUACUCCACAACCAGCCUCAUCUGUAGCUAAUGAGCCUUGUAGUUCUGUUAGUUGCAGUGGGGAAUCUGUUGACAAGAAUGUGAUGGGCACUUUGAAGAAUAUUGGGCAGUCUAUGCUAGACCAUAUUCAGGUAAUUGAAUCUGUUUUCCAACAAGACCGCAAAGGGCAAGUUACUGCCAUGACAGCUCUCAAAGAGCUUAGGAAAAUUAGCAAUAUUCUGUCUGAGAUGUGAGGUGAAUCAUGUGUAUAUAUAUAAAUAUUGUAAUUACAAUUCAUAGUGCCAACAAAAUUAGGUUCUUCUGCUGCUCUUUCUGAACCCCACCAAAAUUUUGCAGAGAGAUGAAUGUGUAAAUAUAUUUAUCCGGGUUACAUAAUAAACAAACUUGUACUUAUGCCUAUGUUUUUCUCUGCAUUCUAGAACGGUGUAAGAUGGUUGCAAACCAAAUACCGGAUUGAGUUAAAGUUUAGGUGCAUAUUUGGUUUGCAGUUGAUGACAGGCAUUUCAAUGUAGCUCCAGCGAAUAAAUACAAAAUGAGAACAAAAGUCAUUUUGCACUGGA
This is a messenger RNA of Glycine soja, 3442 nucleotides long. RefSeq lists its product as uncharacterized. Lineage: Eukaryota; Viridiplantae; Streptophyta; Magnoliopsida; Fabales; Fabaceae. The record is from RefSeq and is a predicted model, not a curated record. Gene Ontology annotation, biological process: activation of GTPase activity. The transcript is spliced from 6 exons. Bases 503 to 3115 code for a protein of 870 amino acids. Gene Ontology annotation, molecular function: GTPase activator activity.